AUGGCAUCUGUAUCAGCAGACGCACUCAAAAACGAGGGCAACGAAUUGAUUGCUAAAAGAAGCUUCAAUGCCGCAAUUGACAAAUACAAUCAAGCAAUAGAACUCAACGCUAGUGUCCCUGCCUACUAUUCAAAUCGAGCCUUUGCAUACAUCAAGGUCGAAUUGUACGGAGCCGCUAUACAGGAUGCAAACAAGGCUAUUGAAAUUGAUCCAACCUUCGUCAAGGCUUACUAUCGCCGUGCCGUGGGAAAUAUGGCAAUGGGGAAAUUCAAAGAGGCUGUAAAGGACUUUCAGGCAGUGUGCAAAGUCGCUCCUCGUGAUGCAGAUGCUAAACUAAAGCUCAAGGAGUGCCAAGCAGAGUUAACUCGACGGAACUUUGAAAAGGCUAUUGCCGUAGAAGAUAGUAAAAAGAGCGCGGUCGAGUUGUUGGGAGAUGUAGAUAGUAUUAUCGUGGACCCAGCAUCGCCCGAACCUCAUCUACCAGCAGAAGGAAUCACACUCGAUUUCGUAAUGGCAAUGAUGGAGCACAUGAAGGCCCAAAAGAAACUACAUAGAAAAUACGUCUACAAGAUCAUGCUUGCAGCCAAAGCCGUCCUGGAAGCCUCAUCUACAAUCGUCGACGUACCCAUACCCACAAAUGGAUCCGUAACCAUCUGUGGAGACAUUCAUGGCCAAUACUAUGACUUGAUGAACAUUUUUGCUUUGAAUGGCCUCCCAUCCCCAACCAAUGCAUAUAUAUUUAAUGGUGAUUUCGUAGAUCGUGGUAGCUUCUCUGUAGAGUGUAUAUUGACCUUGUUAGCAUUCAAAGCCCUGUAUCCGGAUUCCUUCUUUAUGAGUCGUGGUAAUCAUGAAACCGAUGAUAUGAAUAAGGUAUAUGGAUUUGAAGGAGAAGUCAAGGCAAAGUAUUCGGAUGUUAUGAUGAAGUUGUUCUCGGAGAUAUUUAACGCUGUGCCAUUGGGUAACCUGGUUGGUGGUAAAAUAUUGGUAGUCCAUGGUGGUUUGUUUAGUAGAGAUGGUGUAACUCUAGAUGAGAUACGACAAAUCGACAGGUUUAAGCAGCCCGGAUCAGAGGGCCUGAUGUGUGAACUACUAUGGUCUGAUCCACAACCUCAACCAGGUCGAUCACCAUCUAAACGAGGAGUCGGAAUACAGUUUGGACCAGAUGUAUCGAAAGCAUUCUGUGACCUUAAUGGAUUGAAUUGUGUAGUUAGAAGUCACGAAGUCAGACAAGAAGGUUAUGCUGUAGAACACGACGGAAAAUGCAUAACAAUCUUCUCAGCACCCAACUAUGUCGAUGUCAGUGGAAACAAAGGAGCUUAUAUCAGAGUUACUCCUGAUUUCAACAUGAAGUAUAAUCAGUUUGAAGCUGUACCUCAUCCGAAUGUGAAAGCUAUGCAAUACGCACAGCAAUUCAUGUCAAACAUGAUGUAG
Messenger RNA from Synchytrium microbalum, 1431 nucleotides. RefSeq lists its product as uncharacterized. Lineage: Eukaryota; Fungi; Chytridiomycota; Chytridiomycetes; Synchytriales; Synchytriaceae. The record is from RefSeq and is a predicted model, not a curated record. The transcript is spliced from 6 exons. Bases 1 to 1431 code for a protein of 476 amino acids. Gene Ontology annotation, molecular function: protein serine/threonine phosphatase activity; protein binding. Gene Ontology annotation, cellular component: cytosol; nucleus.